UUCUCUCUACUUUUCAAAAUGUCAGCACCUUCAGCUUACCCAAUUAAGGGGAUAUUUUUCUUUCUUUCAAAUUGGAUUUUGAUCCGAAAAAUCAUUUUUGUCUUAUUUUUAACAUUAGUUGUAGCUUUACUUGCUAUAUUUUUAACUUUUGGUUUUUUAUUAUCACUUCAAGCUAAUGCACUUAUUGUUGCUGGUUGCCCAGUAUGGCUUGCUUGGACGGUGUCUGUUAUAUUUUGUAUAUUAGAAGCAGGAGUUAUUACUAUAAUAUUUUAUUUAAUAAUAACACCAAUAUGGCAAGAUGCUUUAUUUGAUGAAGUUUUAAAAUUAAAGGGUUUAGGUUAUGUACUUGAAAAACAAAAAAAUACUUCAGAAGGCUGUUGUCGUGGCUUUUGUUCAGGAAUUUCCGCAAUGUAUACUAUUGUUGUUGUUCAGAUUAUUGCGCUUAUAAUUACCAUGCCUUUACACGCAAUUCCUCUAUUCGGUACACUAAUUUAUUGCUAUAUUAAUGGAUGGGUAAUGGCAUGGGGACAUCAGAUACAUUAUCACGUAGAGAUUAAAGAAUGGUCAGCCAAACAAUCUCUUAAAUUUGCCUGGAAGAAUCGUGGUGAUUAUUCAAUGUUUGGAUUCGUUGCUGUAGCUCUUGAAUUGAUACCAAUUGCAAAUCUCGUAUUCCUUUGGACAAAUGUUGUGGGCGCCGCAUUAUGGACUGCUGAUAUUAUUCUUGAUGAACAAAAGUUAUUAUCAAGGGAAGAUCUUACCGAUGGUAGGGCUGAAUCUUCAUCUUAUCAAGCUGCACAAAGGAUGGAUGGUUCCAAUAAGUAUGGAUCAACAGACAAUUAAUAUUUUAAAUUUUAAGUGAAAAGAAUAAGAAUAAACUUAUUGGCUUUUAUUUUCAGAACAUAAAUAUCAACAAAAAAUAUAAAAUCUAAAAAAAAAAUAAUUUUUUAUUUAUAUGUAUAUUUAUUUAUUAUUUUAUUUAUAUUAUUGCAAAGUAUUUUAAAGGAUUUUUUAAAAAUAAAAAAAAAAA
Molecule: messenger RNA, 1027 nt
Organism: Rhizophagus irregularis DAOM 181602=DAOM 197198
Lineage: Eukaryota; Fungi; Glomeromycota; Glomeromycetes; Glomerales; Glomeraceae
Source: RefSeq, a predicted model, not a curated record